AUGGCGUCCCGAGGCGCUUCCACAUCUGGGCGAGGGCCACAAGUUAAGAGACAAAAACCUGACCCGCCUGGCUCUACGCUUUGCUCCCUUGAGUUGCUUGAGGCGUUGAGGCAUCGCUUCGGGAUAUCCGAGGCGGUGGAGUUCGUCGUUCCAGAGAAGAGCGACCGAACCGACAAGCCUCCAGAGAAUCACUUCACUCUGUACGAGGCAUUCUUUGAGCUUCGCUUUCUCUGGUUCCCGAUCCCCGGAGUGAUCCUUGAAUAUCUCUGGAAACACGGGAUCUCGAUUGGGAAAAUCAUGCCGAGGGGAUUACGGCUAAUGAUUGGCAUCUUAGUUCGAAGCUUCGAAUGCGGACUUGAUAUCGAGCUGAAUCACCUGCUGAACUUGCUGAAAAUCAGGAAAGCUCCGAAAGGAAAUAGAUUCUAUAUUUCCAACAAGGCGAAGCGACGGAUUAUAGGCGGUUUUCCCAGCAAGGAUCAGUUUUGGACUGAACGCUUCUUCUACGUCUUGGUGAACGAGGCGUCGGUCGGCGAGGAUUACGUUCAAAGAACCAAGACCGCUUGGGGACCACUUGUUCGGUGCUUUCUUCCCCCCAUUCCCGACGACCUCUUUGUUGUUCGAGACUCUUUUUCGGCUCGGAAGGUCAAUUGGAGGAAGAAUUUCACCCUCGAGAGAGUAGAGAAAGCCCGAGCUAUCCUUGCCGGAGUCCCUGUCAGUUCUUCAUCUUCCACCUCCUCAAGAGAUACACGAGAGAAAAUGGUGAUAAUCGCUCUGAGAUAUAGGAAGAGGCAUGAAGAAGAGGCGGCCGCGAGACGAGCUGCCGAGGCGGCUCAAGCGCAGACCAAGGCGGUUCCAGCACAAACCGAGGCCAUCCCUCAACCCGACCCGCCGAGCCGGGAAGGAGACAAAAUGGUCCGAGCCGCAGAAGGCAACACUGCCGAGGCGGUCGAGAGAGAUGCAGCGCCCGAGGUGGAACCGGGCGAAAUUAUUCCCGAGGUCUCCGGGGAUGAUUCGGCGGUGCGGAGCAAAACUCCUUCGAACUCUGCCAUUUUAGCCCUCCCGAAGUCGACGAGGCCCCUGACUUCAGUUGUUCAGAAACAUGACCCGAGUCGAAAACGUUCGGCUGCUGACAAGGGGAAGGGCGUUGCUGUUCAAAAGGACGUGCCGUCCAAGAAGAGGCGGAAGCCGACGCCUGGGGACCCCGCCGCGUGCAAGUUGGUCGUCGACGACCCCGACGCUUCUGCUGUCAUGUUCUCGCGUGUAAAUAACGCGAACACGCGUCUUCCUCCUCCGGAGAAUCUGAGGAGGCCGAGGUCGUACGGCGCGAUUGCAAAGCGCGGUAGCAAGUUUGUCGCGGCCAUUAACGACCUGAUGGCCGAGUACGAGGCGGACCUAUCUAAGGUCAAACGUCGCUUGGAUGAGGCUCGAGGCUGGAAGAGGAGAAGAUAG
Messenger RNA from Eutrema salsugineum, 1449 nucleotides. RefSeq lists its product as uncharacterized. The coding region runs from base 1 to 1449 and encodes 482 amino acids. NCBI's taxonomy places the organism in Eukaryota, Viridiplantae, Streptophyta, Magnoliopsida, Brassicales, Brassicaceae. The transcript is spliced from 3 exons. The record is from RefSeq and is a predicted model, not a curated record.